AUGGCUGCAGAGAUGGAGCCCUCCGAUGUGAUCCGCCUCAUCAUGCAGUACCUGAAGGAGAACAACCUGUACCGGACACUGACCACCCUGCAGGAGGAGACCACCGUGUCCCUCAACACGGUGGAGAGCAUCGACAGUUUCAUCGCGGAUAUAAAGAGCGGCCACUGGGACUCCGUCCUGCUGGCGAUCGAGUCCCUGAAGCUGCCCGACAACACGCUGAUCGAUCUGUAUGAGCAGGUCGUGAUGGAGCUCAUUGAGAUGAGGGAGGUGGGGGCGGCCCGCUCACUCCUCAGACAGACCGACCCCAUGAUCAUGCUGAAGCAGACGCAGCCGGAGCGGUACGACCACUUAGAGGGCCUGCUGACGAGCUCCUACUUCGACCCUCGGGAGGCCUACCCGAGGGGCAGCAGCAAGGAGAAGCGGCGCAGGGCCAUAGCGGAGGCGCUGGUGAGGGAGGUCAGUGUGGUGCCUCCUUCUCGCCUCAUGGGGCUCCUGGAACAAUCCAUGAGGCUGCAGCAGUACCCGGGUCACCUGUCCCCCGACACCACCAUUGACGGCUCCGGCGCCAAGGAGCGACACGUGGAGAAAGAGAGCUUUCCGACCCAGCUGUACCGCCACAUCAAGUUUGGACGGCGGUCUCAUGUGGAGUGCGCCCGUUUCUCCCCUGAUGGGAAGUACUUAGUCACCGGGUCAGUGGACGGGUUCAUUGAGGUCUGGAACUUCAACACUGGAAAAAUUAGUAAGGAUCUGAAGUACCAGGCCCAGGACAGCUUCAUGAUGAUGGACGACGCCGUGCUGUGCAUGUGCUUCAGUCAGGACACCGAUCUGCUCGCAACGGGAGCUCAGAACGGAAAAAUAAAGGUGUGGAAGAUCCAGAGUGGCCUGUGCCUGCGCAGGUUUGAACACGCCCACAACAAAGGUGUGACCUGUCUGAGCUUCUCCAAGGACAGCAACCAGAUCCUGAGCGCCUCCUUUAACCAGACCAUCAGAAUCCAUGAGCUGAGGUCGGGGAAGACACUAAAGGAGUUCACCGGUCACUCCUCGUUUGUAAAUGACGCAUCUUUCACUCCAGAUGGACUGCACGUCAUCAGCGCCUCAUCUGAUGGCACAGUGAAGAUUUGGAAUACGAAAUCCUGCCAGUGCAUCCACACUUUCAAAUCUCUGUCCCUGACAUCGGAAGUCCCCGUCAACAACGUGAUCCCUCUGCCCCAGAACCCAGAGCACUUUGUGGUUUGUAACCACUCCAACACAGUGGUCAUCAUGAACAUGCACGGCCAGACUGUGAAGACCUUCAGCUCGGACAGAAAGGAAGGCGCUGACUUGGUGUGCUGCACCGUGUCGCCCCGCGGGGAGUGGAUCUACUGCGUGGGAGAGGAUCUCGUGCUGUACUGCUUCAACUACACGACGGGAAGGCUGCAGAAAACGCUGACUGUUCACGAGAAGGAUGUGAUCGGCAUCGCCCACCACCCACGCGAGAAUCUGAUCGCCACGUACAGCGAGGACGGCCUGCUGAGGCUUUGGAAACCUUAA
Messenger RNA from Chelmon rostratus (copperband butterflyfish), 1530 nucleotides. RefSeq names its product WD40 repeat-containing protein SMU1-like. Gene Ontology annotation, cellular component: precatalytic spliceosome. Gene Ontology annotation, molecular function: protein binding. NCBI's taxonomy places the organism in Eukaryota, Metazoa, Chordata, Actinopteri, Chaetodontiformes, Chaetodontidae. The transcript is spliced from 12 exons. The coding region runs from base 1 to 1530 and encodes 509 amino acids. Gene Ontology annotation, biological process: mRNA splicing, via spliceosome. The record is from RefSeq and is a predicted model, not a curated record.